Cavia porcellus (domestic guinea pig) is the source of this 5185-nucleotide messenger RNA. It is a transcript of the gene Glce, whose product is annotated as glucuronic acid epimerase. The transcript has 6 exons. Lineage: Eukaryota; Metazoa; Chordata; Mammalia; Rodentia; Caviidae. Gene Ontology annotation, cellular component: Golgi apparatus. The record is from RefSeq and is a predicted model, not a curated record. The coding region runs from base 367 to 2223 and encodes 618 amino acids. Gene Ontology annotation, molecular function: heparosan-N-sulfate-glucuronate 5-epimerase activity. Gene Ontology annotation, biological process: heparan sulfate proteoglycan biosynthetic process.
GUCUCCUGGUUGCGAGCGGAGCGGGAGGGCUCUCCUCACAGCGGUGCUUCCUCGCGCGGAGGUCGGAGCUGCGGCACCGCAGGCCUGGGCCGCCGCUCGUUUGCCACCCGGCUCUCGUCUUCGGGGCUCUGGGUCCGCUCGCUCUCUGCCGCUGCCCAGGAAUUUAACAAGAAACCGAAGUUUUGGUCCAAGUAUAUUUUGAGUUGAAGCCAGAAAUGUACUGGGUCUUAGAUUCUUCCAUUUGAUUAAGCUGAUGUUUUUGUAGAAACUACUGGAUACAAAGGAAACAUGAUUUCCUGUUAAAAAUCAAAUCUGCUUGCCCGAACUGCCCCACUGCAUGGCCAGCUAUGUAGGUAUGGUCUGAAUAUGCGUUGCUUGGCAGCUCGGGUCAACUAUAAGACUUUGAUUGUCAUCUGUGCACUCUUCACUUUGGUCACAGUACUUUUGUGGAAUAAGUGCUCCAGCGACAGAGCCAUCCAGUUUCCGCGCCAUUUGAACAGCGGCUUCAGAGUGGACGGACUGGAAAAAAGAGCAGCAGCCUCCGAGAGUAACCACUACUUGAACCAUGGGGCCAGACAGCAUUCGGAGGAGGCCUUUCCCCAGGAGCAGCAGAAAGCGCCCCCUGUUGUGGGGGGUUUCAACAGCAAUGGGGGAAGCAAGGCAAUAGGGCUCAAGUAUGAGGAAAUUGACUGUCUCAUAAAUGAUGAACACACAAUUAAAGGGAGACGAGAGGGGAGCGAAGUCUUCCUUCCAUUCACGUGGGUCGAGAAAUACUUCGACGUUUAUGGAAAGGUGGUUCAGUAUGAUGGCUACGAGCGCUUUGAGUUCUCGCACAGCUAUUCCAAAGUCUACACACAGAGGGCCCCUUACCACCCCGAUGGGGUGUUUAUGUCCUUUGAAGGCUAUAACGUGGAGGUUCGAGAUAGAGUCAAGUGCAUAAGUGGAGUUGAAGGUGUGCCAUUAUCUACACAGUGGGGGCCUCAAGGCUAUUUCUACCCAAUCCAGAUUGCACAGUAUGGCUUAAGUCAUUACAGCAAAAACCUGACUGAGAAGUCCCCGCACAUUGAAGUGUAUGAAACUGCAGAAGACAGAGACAAAAACAGCAAAACUAAUGACUGGACCGUGCCCAAGGGCUGCUUUAUGGCCAGCGUGGCUGAUAAGUCAAGAUUCACCAAUGUUAAGCAGUUCAUUGCCCCAGAAACCAGUGAAGGCGUGUCCUUGCAACUGGGAAACACGAAAGAUUUUAUUAUCUCAUUUGACCUCAAAUUCUUGACAAAUGGGAGUGUGUCGGUGGUUCUCGAGACCACAGAAAAGAAUCAGCUCUUUACUGUACAUUAUGUCUCCAACACGCAGCUGAUCGCUUUUAAAGAAAGAGACGUGUACUAUGGGAUUGGGCCCAGAACUUCAUGGAGCACGGUGACCAGGGACCUGGUCACUGACCUCAGGAAAGGCGUGGGUCUUUCCAACACAAAAGCCGUCAAGCCAACCAAAAUAAUGCCCAAAAAGGUGGUUCGGCUGAUCGCGAAGGGGAAGGGAUUCCUAGACAACAUCACCAUCUCUACCACAGCCCACAUGGCCGCGUUCUUCGCUGCUAGCGACUGGCUGGUCAGGAACCAGGAUGAGAAGGGGGGCUGGCCUAUCAUGGUGACCCGCAAGUUAGGGGAGGGCUUUAAGGCCUUAGAGCCAGGCUGGUACUCUGCCAUGGCCCAGGGGCAAGCCAUGUCCACACUGGUCAGGGCGUAUCUGUUAACAAAAGACCACACAUUCCUCAACUCAGCUUUAAGGGCAAUCGCCCCUUACAAGUUUCUGUCCGAGCAACAUGGAGUCAAAGCUGUGUUUAUGAAUAAACAUGACUGGUACGAAGAGUACCCAACCAGCCCCAGCUCCUUUGUUUUAAAUGGCUUUAUGUAUUCCUUAAUUGGGCUGUAUGACUUAAAAGAAACUGCAGGGGAAAAGCUUGGCAAAGAAGCGAACUCCUUGUAUGAGCGUGGCAUGGAGUCCCUCAAAGCCAUGCUGCCUUUGUAUGACACUGGCUCAGGAACCAUCUAUGACCUCCGACACUUCAUGCUGGGCAUCGCACCCAACCUGGCCCGCUGGGACUACCACACCACACACAUCAACCAGCUGCAGCUGCUCAGCACCAUCGACGAGUCCCCCAUCUUCAGAGAAUUUGUCAAGAGGUGGAAGAGCUACCUGAAGGGCGGUAGGGCAAAGCACAAUUAGAGCUCACAACCAAAACCGCGCUCAGCCCCUGGGACCAGAGACCGCGGGCUCUGGCUCCGUGCGGAGCACAGGCACAUUUUAAAAGGUCACAUAUGAAGUUUUGUGGAUGACAGCAAAGUGCUAAGUGAUCCUUAAAAACACUCUCCAAAAUAAUUGCAUUCCAUGGCUGGGUGUUUAGGAGUGUAGGUGGUGUUCAGAACUGAGAGUGUAGUCUAGGGGCUGACACAGACGUGUCUUCACCUUCUCUUCGCUGUCCCACAGGCCAUCCUGUCACUGUGAGAUCAGAUGGGGAGAGGCCACGAAGUGUCUCUCCCUGGCUGCUGUCUCGCAUGUAGUAUGGAGCUCUUUUAAAAUGUGACUAUUAUAUUUAUAUUGAAAGCAGACUUUAAAACAAUGAUGCUGUAAUGCAGUAAUUGUGUAUUUGUAGCCUGGGUAGAGGUCUGUGUACAACUAUUGAAAAACAUGUCUCUUUCCUGUAGACUUGCUUCUUGGGAGCGAAUGAGCAUUUGUUGCAUUUGUUCAAUUUGUUAUAUGCAGAGAAUAUUUUGAAUUAUGGGUUUUUUUCUUGAAAUGUGUAAAUUAAAAAUGAUGUUCAGGCUUCACAGUUCUAUAACGUAAGCACAAUUUAAAAUGAAACUUACUGACUGCACAAGAAGUUACAAAAAUGUUAUUUGUGAAACUUGACCUACAAUCAGUAAAAGUUUGAUAAUCAAGCUGUUCCUCGCUUGAUGGUGGUUUUUCACUAUUGAGAAUUUUGUAUUUAAUUUCAGACUAUGCUGAGUUUUAUCCACUUUGGGGGGGCAUUUGGGGCCAUUAUGUGGCAUAUGUAUUACCAUCCUGAACUUGGGAAGGAGCUAGUUAUUUUAAGCCUACCCUUAUGGGACUUUCUCCCUUUAAGGAAAAAUAUUGGGUUAAAUAUCACGUGGGAGUCACAGUUUUUUCCUGUCUAGAUUAUUCUUGACUGUCACUUUCCAAAUCGUUAAUUCUGUCGUUUUUUUCUUUGAAAUUAAAUUUUAAUUUAUUCCAGCUAUUAAAUAAAAGUGAUGCUACUUAAUUUGCUGCCCAUUGAUAAUCAGAUCUCUGUUCGGGCUGUGGCUCCUGCUGACCCUCCCUAAGCAGGUUUCAUAGCCCGUAGGCUAGGGCCAUGUCCAUUGGACCUCAGACAUGAAGUUCAAACCAGCAACCAGAGUUGAAUUUGCUAUGAUUUUUGUUCUAGGGUAUACUAGAAUCGAUACCUGAAUCGAUACUGUCACAUACAGUUUGGAAAUACGAGACCCCACAUUUUCAAGGGACAGAGACAUGGGGCAGUAUGUCUGACCUUUGAUGUACCUGUAAGGGCCAGGUGGGUUACGUGCUCCAUACUGUAUGGUGAUCGGAUUCAGCCCACCAGACACUACUUAGAAACUGGAAAGUACACACAUAUUUAUGUGUGUGGUAUGUAUGCUAAACACACUUAUUAGCAUCCAGAGAGGCAGGAGUGAAGAAGAGAUGGCCCCACACUGAAGACAAUACUAAGCUGGCCCUACGUAGAAAAGUAAGCUUGAACUCCUAGUUUAUGUGACAGCUCUUCAUUUUGCCCGUAACACGAACAGUUGUGAGUUGUGGGGUCCCCAGCCUUUGAGCUUUGAGUCCUUGCACAUUAGCUGCUCAGCAGCAUUUGAAUGUCCACAUAUUACUGUCUCCACAAUAAAAAUGAGGACUCUUCCACUUUUAUUUUCAAUGCCAAUGUUAGACACUGCCUGGUCCGGACCUUUUAGACUCCAUGUAUGUCACCACUUAGAGCGGUGCGGACUUCUGCUCUGCAUCCUUCUGCUGGGCUUCCGAUGAGAGGAGUCAGCAGGGACGGUGGUCCUGCUCCCAGGACAGAGUCCAGUGCCUUACCAGUGUGGUUGUCCUUCGCCACCAACAUGGAGAGGCUUUGACCCAGCAGUGGCCCUGCCGUUUCCUUGUUGGCUUUACACUGCCUCCCACAUCGCAGCAGCGGCUCAGUUUGUCUUUUAAUCCCAGAAUUUUUGGAGGAGAUGAGGUCAACCCAUAGCAGCAUUGUCUGUACAGACCAGGGCUGGUCAAACUGCAGAACACCUUAGUGUUGGCCUGGAAUUCAUCGGAUGCAGCUCCAAGGCCCUCAGUGUGUCUGCCCAUUUCCUCUCCAGUUAUGCUGGGGUUACCUGCGCACAGCGAGCAGGAGACCCUGCAUUGAGCCAGCAUGUGGGUGACUCCAACGUGGGUGGGCUGAACCCUGCCUGCGACCGAGUACCAUACGAUAGCCUCUAGACAGCAUCGACAGCAUUUGUAGAGUUCCAGUUCCUGUCAAAAGCUUGCUGAUGCUGAGCUUAAAGAAUAGGGAGGGUAUUUAAAGUUCCAUGUUUCUUUAAGAUUAUAGGUAUUUGGCUUUUUGGUCUGUUUGGAAUUUUUUGUUGUCAUUUUUCCCUGCUUAAGUUAGCUUUAAUGUUCAAUCUGUGGCCACUUCAGUUGUAAAACCAGCCAAAAGUUUCCAAGUGAAGGUCACAUCUACACUCUAUGAAAUAAACUAUACAUAGAGGCUUCGUAGAGAGCCACCCAGCGGAUGGGAGCGACUUCAGCACUGACCCCAGCAAAGCGCUCUGGAAGCGGCCGUCCCUCCCUCCCAUUAUGUAUGCAAACCUUCACUAAAAGCUGCUAUUUCCACCUCUGUUAGUCAUUUGUCUUGUUACUCCUCCGUGCUACAUGUGUGUUCUAUACCAUGUGUUAAAUAUGCAAUAAAGUGUUUACCGGAUGCCCUUCCGAAGGGUGGUCCUCUGUAAGGCUGUGCAGACGCUGCCGUUUAAGCACAAGGUGCACAUGUUAGUUUUCUAUACAGCAGAACUUGAUUUUUUUGCAGAUGGAAAGGUAUUUUGUUUCUAUACAAAGUAAAUGGAUUGUCUGUGCUUCACGUAAAGCUGCUUUAUAAAAUUGUACAAUAAAGUUUUUAUCUUAAAAGGAA